Molecule: messenger RNA, 579 nt
Organism: Spodoptera littoralis (African cotton leafworm)
Lineage: Eukaryota; Metazoa; Arthropoda; Insecta; Lepidoptera; Noctuidae
Source: the annotation of a GenBank genome assembly
AUGAAGGGCGUCAAGAUUUUGUUUACGAUAUGUCUCAUCGUGACCAGUGUGAGAGGCAAGUCAGAACACAAGAGGUCACUCAUUUUUCCCCCUACAAGUCUUUAUGGGACUUUCCUCGCCAUAGCCGUACCCAUCGAUAUACCCAAUAAGAACGUCUUCGUGUCCUACAACUUCGAGUCCAACUACAGCACCCUGAAUAACAUUACUGAAAUCGAUGAAGUAUUGUUCCCUAAUCUACCAGUGGUAACAUCACGUCAAAGUCGCAGUAUAUCACGAGAGCUGACUUACACCAUCUUGGAGAAUAGGUUUCAAGAAUACGGUAUGAAGGGCAGAGAGUGCAUGUUACGAAACAUUUGUGAAGCAGCUGAGACUCCAUUACACCACAACGGCAUCCUUGGCCAUAUCCUACACAUUAUAUUCACCCCCUCAUCAUCUCAAGAAGAAGGAAUAGAAGAUGAGUAUUAUGAAGCCGAGGCGGAUGGCCACCGCGGUGACUGCGACAAGUAUGUGGAGGACUGUCCUACUAGCCUGUUCGAUUACAUCACCAGGCUCGUCGAAUUCACUCACAGUAAACAAUAA